UAUCAGUUUGUGUAGUGCUGCUUGUCAGGAAACAUAUCUGUUAGGAAUCAAACUGAACUGUUAGUAAUAAUACUCAUGAACUGGCUCAUCAUUGGAAUAACAGGUGUUACCUGUUCCGGCAAGUCCACAUUAGCCAGAUCUAUAGUCAGUGAAAUAAGUGCCAAUAAAGUCAGUUUCUCUAAUAAUAUUACAAUUGGUGCGGUGAAACUAGUGAAACAGGAUGACUAUUUCCACCCAAAGACAUCCACCGAGCACAUCUGGAUACCAGAAUUCAAUUACAUCAAUCGUGAGGUCUUAAGUGCACUGAAUAUGAACAAAAUGUGUGAGCACUUGAAUGAAAUUCUCGGUUCGACGUAUCAACCGUACCAGAGGAAAGAGGAGGAAAGUGUUCUCAACGUUUUAGUCAUUGAGGGAUACUUGAUAUUUAACUGCACGCGUAUAAGCGAAUUGUGCCAACUAAAAAUCGAUGUACGAUUGACCUACGAUGCAUGUUUCGAAAGACGAAAAACUCGCAUUUAUAAUCCACCCAAUCCACCGGCAUAUUUCGAGAAAAUUAUUUGGCCAUUUUAUCUAAAACAUCGGAAUGAGUACGAGAACACUUUGGGACUGCAGGUGAUGAAUGGAGAAUUAUCUGAAGAGGUUGUCUUAAGGCAGGCGUUGGAUCACAUCGUUGAUUUUGUUAAUAAGAAAUAAAAUUGUUGAUUUUGUUAA
Bradysia coprophila is the source of this 711-nucleotide messenger RNA. Its product is annotated as nicotinamide riboside kinase 1-like. NCBI's taxonomy places the organism in Eukaryota, Metazoa, Arthropoda, Insecta, Diptera, Sciaridae. Gene Ontology annotation, molecular function: ATP binding; kinase activity. The record is from RefSeq and is a predicted model, not a curated record.